AUGUCAACAUCAGAGAACACAACAACUGCUAUCGUUCAUGAAGCCAUAAAUGAAGAAUAUGAGUACAUACAGUUUAACAAACAGUUACGUCUCAUUCGUUCGGUCAAAGACGAUAUGUACCAGAUGCAAAGUAUUUUGACGGCUUGUUUUGCUCCAGACACUAAGCUUCCUAAAGACUGGUUUAGGAACCAAAGCACCAUUGAACUCUUAAGCGAAGCACAGCGAGACAUACUUUUUUCUGAAAACAGUGAAGAACAGCGAGUAGGUAAAAAACCCCAGUCGCCAAAACUCUAUGAAAAUCGUGAAAAAUUGCCAAAUGGUUUGAGAGGUUGGUAUGUACAUAGACUUCUUGUAAAUGCUGUUGCAAUGUGGGCUUCGCCUCGUUAUGCUUGGAAUAUUUACAGACUUCUUGACGAAAUUCAUAGACAAGAACGUGAAGAGCUAGAGAACAAGCUUGAAGCAAAAGACAAAAACAUUCAGAAAAGAAUACCACGUUCGGUACCAAAAGGU
Trichomonas vaginalis G3 is the source of this 510-nucleotide messenger RNA. RefSeq names its product KilA, N-terminal/APSES-type HTH, DNA-binding family. The record is from RefSeq and is a predicted model, not a curated record. The annotation marks the transcript as partial. The transcript has a single exon. NCBI's taxonomy places the organism in Eukaryota, Parabasalia, Trichomonadida, Trichomonadidae.